AUGUCACGUGGUGUACUUUCCGAACCUGAUUUUAUAGGGGUUUCUGAAGCAGAAUUUUUGGAAGAGCUACGAGAUCAAAAUGUGUGUGCCGCUCGUCGCAUUAAUAUUCGAAGAGGUGACAGACUUGUUCCCACGCAACAUGUUGUUCUUACAUUUCAAACGCUGGUUUUGCCUAAAACCAUCAAAGGCGGUUAUAUUAAUUGCAAAAUUCGACCUUACAUCCCCAAUCCUCUACGAUGUUUUAAAUGUCAGAGGUAUGAACAUUCACAAAUAGGUUGUCGAAGCAAUGAGCAUAUUUGUGGCAAAUGUGCAGAAUCAGGCCAUGAAAUGAAUGCUUGCACAUCUGACAUUCUGAAAUGUGUCAACUGUUCUGGCUCCCAUGCUGCAUUUUCCAAAUCCUGCCCUAAAUGGAUCUUGGAAAAAGAAAUAAUUUCCAUUAAGAUAAAAAAUAACAUAACUUUGCCGGAAGCCCGAAAGAUUGUGAAUGAUAGAACUCCAAAAGUUGGCGUUUCCUAUUCAUCUGCUCUUAAAUCAAUUCAGAACAUAUCUUGCUCCCAAACUGAUGCAAGCAUUACCCACUGUCACUGCGUAAUAAUUAAUCCAGUGCCACCUGAUUACCAACCAUCUACUUCCGCUCAAGCACAAAAAAGUUUUACAAUCUCAGAAAAUUUGUCUCCAAAAAAAUCAGCGGCACGACUUCCUGGUGUUUCAAAAAAAGAAACUGCCAAAAACAGGAAGAAACUGAAAUCGCUUGCAACAAAACCUCAUGUUGCCGAAGAUUUUUUAAAAAUUAACACUUCAUCAUCUGAAUUUUCAGAUAUGGAGCUCGAUUCUUCAGCUUCACACAAGAAAAUUCCUGCAGAGGGUAUAAAGAAGAAGAAAAAUCCUCCAGAUAAAAAUUGA
Argiope bruennichi is the source of this 903-nucleotide messenger RNA. RefSeq lists its product as uncharacterized. The record is from RefSeq and is a predicted model, not a curated record. Lineage: Eukaryota; Metazoa; Arthropoda; Arachnida; Araneae; Araneidae. Gene Ontology annotation, molecular function: nucleic acid binding; zinc ion binding. Bases 1 to 903 code for a protein of 300 amino acids. The transcript has a single exon.